Molecule: messenger RNA, 1569 nt
Organism: Mollisia scopiformis
Lineage: Eukaryota; Fungi; Ascomycota; Leotiomycetes; Helotiales; Mollisiaceae
Product: Six-hairpin glycosidase
Exons: 1
Coding region: 1-1569 (522 amino acids)
Biological process (GO): carbohydrate metabolic process
Source: RefSeq, a predicted model, not a curated record
AUGUUCAAGACAGUUGCUGGUGUGCCAGACCAUUAUGAUGCUUCCAGAUCGUGCUCGCAAUGCCAUGGCACCAGACGUUCGUUGCUUCGUCGGGACUUGGAGAACACCACUUCGUCAUUCCCAGCCAUGGUCAACGCGCUCGAAGUAAUGCAAUCGCUUUUCUGGGACCCAUCAAAUUCGACAUGGCCAACCGGAAUUGACUGGACUAUGGCUACUUUCAAUACAGACAUUUCUACAACCUUGGCAACGAUGGCUACCUACGAAGACUCGACAUAUGCUAGCGACAUCCAGGAAUACUUCUCCGAAGUCGUUGCCUUCUAUUCAGGGGAGGAUGCGAUUGGUCUUACCACUCAGAAGUUCGAUGAUGAGCAAUGGGUCAUUCUCGAAUGGCUUGAGGCAAUCAAAUUUGUGAACUUAUAUUCGAGCAUCGAUCCAAGUUUCGACGGACAACAGUACAUUCCAGAAUUUGCCCAUCGAGCUCGAGUCUUCUGGGAUCUCGCUUCGCAAGGUUACAACACGACUCUAUGUGGCGGCGGCAUGGUGUGGACGUAUUCACUUGCGCCAUACAAAAAUGCGAUCACAAAUCAACUCUUUGUCGCUUCUAGUAUAGGGAUGUAUCUUUACUUUCCUGGUGACUCGAAUCCAAAUCCUUCUCCAGACCCGGACACGCCAUAUAACUCUUCUCAAGCACUUCCUCCGAUUCAAGCACGCGACCAAAGAUACCUCAAUGCUGCAAUCACGGAGUAUGAUUGGUUGUCCACAAGCAACAUGACAAAUGCUCAGGGACUCUACGUCGACGGAUUUCACAUCACAGGCUACGUCAAUACCACUGACAUUGGGACCGGCAAUUGUGACUCAAGAGACGAGUCUGUUUACACCUACAACCAAGGCGUUCUCCUUUCUGGCCUCCGAGGACUUUGGGACGCAACUGGGGAUCAGAAGUACGUCACAGACGGAUAUACUUUAAUGAACAGCGUGAUCAACGCCACGGGAUGGCCAGAUGUAUCCAACAACACAUGGGCUGGUCUAGGCUCGAACGGGAUACUGCAAGAUCUCUGCGAUGUUGAUGGAAGCUGCAGUCAAGACGCGCAAAACUUCAAAGGAAUCUUUUUCCACCAUCUCACACUAUUCUGCCAGCCCCUCGCAAUGGACGAAGCUCAACAGAAGAGCCAAAACACCAGCAUCAUCUUCAACGCGACUCCAGCGCAAGCACAAGCUCAUCAGGCACAAUGCGACACCUAUACACCUUGGAUUCUACAUAAUUCUCAGGCUGCAUAUGCAACCCGGAACUCGUCAGGCGUUUAUGGAGGGUGGUGGGAUGCUAAUUAUACGGUUCCGGAGGGCUAUACCGAUACUGUUCCUGGGGCCGCAGAUGUGAUGAAUAAAGGAAUUCCUCAGAAUCGUAUCUGGAGACUUCCGAACAAUCCUCCGGUUGCAACCUCUGGUCUGACUCCUGUCGCAACUACCGUAGCUACAGAUCCGAAUGAUAGAGGGAGAGGCAGAACGGUGGAGACGCAGAGUGGAGGGUUGGGUGUUAUGACUUCCUUGGUGAAUGCUGAAGAAAGCUGA